This is a messenger RNA of Drosophila willistoni, 3138 nucleotides long. It is a transcript of the gene Vps53, whose product is annotated as vacuolar protein sorting-associated protein 53 homolog. Gene Ontology annotation, biological process: retrograde transport, endosome to Golgi. Gene Ontology annotation, cellular component: GARP complex. Bases 71 to 2764 code for a protein of 897 amino acids. The record is from RefSeq and is a predicted model, not a curated record. The transcript is spliced from 4 exons. NCBI's taxonomy places the organism in Eukaryota, Metazoa, Arthropoda, Insecta, Diptera, Drosophilidae.
AAAGAAAAACAUUUGUUUAUAAGAAUUAAAUUACAAUUAAAUCCAUUUCUACAACUGUAAAGAAAACGAAAUGAGUGAAGCUGUUGCAGGGGCAGGAGAUGGGGCCACCGGAGAACAUAUGGUGGCCAACAACAAAAUACAUUUCUCCAAGGAGGUAAAACAGGUCAUUGAUAAGGUUCUCAAAACAGAUGAUCCCAUGGAUGCCCCCGAUUUCAAUACUGUGGACUACAUCAACCAGCUGUUUCCUAAUGAGCAAUCUCUUGUGGGAAUCGAUGAGACAAUCCAACGCAUGCAAUGUGAAGUCUCCUUAAUUGAUGAUAACAUACGAUCUGUGGUACGUGGACAAUCCAACACCGGCCAGGAUGGCCAACUGGCUCUGUGUGAGGCCCAAAAGGUCAUUGGUUCGUUAUUUAGUCACAUUAUCGAUGUCAAGACGCGAGCUGAACGCACCGAAGAAAUGGUUAAGGAGAUUACCCGGGAUAUUAAGCAGCUGGACUGUGCCAAAAAGAAUCUUACCUCGGCCAUAACCACAUUGAACCAUCUCCAUAUGCUUGUGGGUGGCAUCGAAAGUCUGAAUAAGUUGAUCGAGCGUCGAUCCUAUGGUGAAAUUUUGAAUCCCUUGCAAGCCAUCACUGAGGUCAAUCAGCAUUUUCAACAGUAUUCCGACAUAGAGGAAAUCAAGAAUCUCUCCCAGAGCGUGGACAAACUCCAGGUGACUUUGGCCCAACAAAUUACUGAAGAUUUUAAAGAGGCCUUUGCCGCCAGGCCAUCGUCAUCAUCGGGUCAUCGUCUGGGUCUAAAUCAGCUAGCCGAUGCCUGUAAAGUUAUGUCUGUUCUUGAUCCCAAGGUCAAGAAAGAGCUUCUUAAGUGGUUCAUUGCACAGCAGCUUGAGGAGUAUAUGCAAUUGUUCCAUGAAAACCAGGAUAUUGCCUGGCUGGACAAAAUCGAUAAACGCUACGCCUGGCUAAAGCGGCAUCUCUUGGACUUUGAGGACAAAUAUGGUUCCGUAUUUCCUUUGGAUUGGGAAGUGUCCGAGCGUAUUACUGUUGAAUUUUGCCGGCAAACACGCGAACAGCUGGCGCAAAUAAUGGCCAAGCGGACCACGGAAAUUGAUGUGCGUCUUUUACUUUUUGCCAUCAAUAAAACGCAAUCCUUCGAACAGUUGCUCUCGAAACGUUUCACUGGAGUCACACUAGGAGCAACGCCUUCAGAGCCGGCCCGUGUAAUCACUGAGAACGCCGCCGCACCAACUACUGUGUUCCAUGACCAAAUCGGCCAAUGUUUCAAGGCCCAUCUGGACAUUUAUAUACGCAGCAUUGAUCGCAACUUAUCCGAAUUGAUGGAUAAAUUUGUGGAAAUGUCCAAAGAACCAUAUAAAUUCGCUGAGGCCAAGACCACAGUCUAUCCCAGUUCGGGAGACCUAUUUGUAUUUUACAAGAAAUGCAUGGUUCAGUGCAAUCAGCUAAGUAACGAGCAACCCAUGUACGACUUAGCAUUGGUCUUUAGGAAAUAUUUAAGGGAAUACGCACUUAAAGUCCUCGAGGGGAGCACACCCAAGUUAGUGCCGGUUAGCACCAGCAGCUCCAUAGGCAAGAGUGUGUCGCUACUUACACGCGACAUGCAAAAUCUAUCGACAGCAGCUGGCCAAGUGUUCCAUAACUUUCUGAAAGAGGGCGAUGCGCAGCGUUUCUCUCGGGAUGACUUGGUAAGAAUUUGUUGUGUCUUAACCACAGGAGAGUAUUGUCUGGAGACAGUUCAGCAGCUAGAGGAUAAACUAAAGGAAAAGGUGACUUCGGCAUAUAUAAAUAAAAUUGAUAUGAGCGAAGAGAAAGACGUCUUCCAUCGCAUAAUAUCCAAUUGUAUUCAACUUCUGGUCACGGAUCUGGAAGCUGGUUGUGAACCUUCACUACAGGCCAUGUCCAAGGUUCAGUGGCAGAAUAUCAACAAUGUGGGCGACCAGAGUUCCUUCAUUAGCAGCAUUUGCAGCAACUUUAAGCAGACUGUGCCCUCUAUUCGAGACACUCUCGCCAGUUCAAGGAAAUAUUUCACCCAAUUCUGUCAUCGAUUUGUGGCUGCGUUUAUACCCAAGUUCAUUCAGGUUCUCUACAGAUGUAAACUCACCCUAUCGGAUGGCUCCAACAAUGUGCUGGGCUGUGAGCAACUUCUGCUGGAUACCCAUUCAUUGAAAACAGCUUUACUGGAAUUGCCCUCGGUGGGUUCAAGUGUGAAUCGCAAGGCACCCACUAGCUACACCAAGGUUGUGGUUAAGGAUAUGACGAGAGCUGAAAUGAUAAUCAAGGUGGUUAUGACUCCUGUACAGCCACCAGCUCAUUUCACUCAGCAAGUCCUGAAACUGCUGCCCGACAUUACUAUUGCGGAAUAUCAAAAGAUUCUCGACAUGAAGGCGGUGAAGCGGGUUGAUCAAUUGCAACUGAUUGAUCUUUUCAAGCACACAGCAUCGGCGGCAGCAGUAAGUGGCCUCAUGCCGCCAGUUGCCAAUGAGGAGGAGACACCGAAUGGCGAUCAUGUCGUGGCUACAGAUGACACUGAUCAGUCAACAGUGACAACCGAAUCGGCCACAUCCACGGCGACAACAGCAACGACAACGUCGACGACGAGUAACACAGCUUCCACUUCCACACCAAAACGUGCCUUCAUCUUUAGCGUGGGCAGCUUUACGGGCAGUGCAGACAAAAAUGCUGAUGGCAGUUCCCAGACGGGCAUCCGCAAACUGGAAAGUCUGCUCAAGAAACGCUUUCCCUAGUAAUUUUAUCAUUUUCAAUUGUAAGCAAAUAACAUUCCACUCAAUUCCAACCAAUUCGGUAUCCUUUGUCCAUGUCAUUAAUGUCUAACGCAUUGAAAUAAGUUUCUGACCUCUCUUUUGUCACAUAAUUUAAUUGUUUAUUGAAGCCGUCUCGGAAAAUGUAUUUUCUUUGUUAGUUUAUACGACUUUUAUUUGUUAAUAUAAUUGACAUUAUAUCCAAUUAUUUGUUUAUCCCUUUUUUAAUUUAUUUUAUUAUAAUUUUUGGCAGUUGUCCUUGUCUCUUGUACUAAUUUCACAUAGAAAUGUUUAUCCACAAGUUAAAGCACACAUUUAGUAAGGGCAAACGUUAUUAAAUUUAAAAAUAUUUCAAAGUA